Molecule: messenger RNA, 963 nt
Organism: Aspergillus saccharolyticus JOP 1030-1
Lineage: Eukaryota; Fungi; Ascomycota; Eurotiomycetes; Eurotiales; Aspergillaceae
Exons: 2
Coding region: 1-963 (320 amino acids)
Cellular component (GO): mitochondrion
Source: RefSeq, a predicted model, not a curated record
AUGGAUCAAGAUCUCGCCUUCCAACAGACGCUCCCGUGGAGCCUCGAGCGCAAUCGACUGGCAGAACUCCUGACGGCGGAUUUCACGGUUGCUGCAGGUUCAGCAGCCUUGGUCACUCCGGCCGUGAUGAUCUUGGACAGACUGGUAGUGGAAAAGUCCUCACACAACCAGCCUCUCCUACCAGCCUUCCGGCGACACCUGUGGCUUUCCAUCACGCAACCUGCGACUUUUCUCACCUCUCGACCGAGUCUGCUCGUCUGGUCCCUAUACACCGCAACGUUUGCUGCGGCCAAUGCCACUGAGACUAUUCUCAGCGAGGUCUAUCCACACAUCGACCACGCCCUGGCUAAAACGUCGACAUUUUUAACCACCUUUGUGGUCAACUCUUCCGUUGGCAUCUGGAAGGAUGUCAAGUUCGCUCAACUCUUCGGUCAUAGCCACAGCACGAGCACCGCGGGAACAACCACUCCUCCGCCCACCGCCGCCGCAUCAACUCCAGCAGCAGCAGUAGCCAAACCAGCCACUGUUGCCGCCGCCGCCGCAUCUCAGAGCAAGAUCCUCCGCUCCGUAACACGCUCUAUCCCCUUUGCUACCUACUCCGCAUUCCUCAUCCGCGACGCCUUGACAAUCUUCGGCUCGUUCAGCCUCCCAGCGAUGGUAUCUGCCUCGAUUCCAGACUCAGUCGCCUCGAGCGAGUACAGUAAGAUCCUGCUCGCGCAAUUGGCCAUCCCGGCUUCGAUCCAACUCAUUAGCACUCCGAUUCACCUCCUGGGGCUGGACCUCUACAACCGACCAAUGGCAAUCUCGGCCUCGGACCGAAUGUCGCGAGUGAGUCGGGAUUGGAUCGGGGCGUCGCUGACGCGGAUGUGUCGCAUCAUUCCCGCUUUCGGUAUCGGUGGGUUCGCCAACACCGAGGGGCGGGCCUAUCUUCAUGAGCAACUGCGGCUGUCCGGUGAGGAGUGA